Molecule: messenger RNA, 768 nt
Organism: Colletotrichum graminicola M1.001
Lineage: Eukaryota; Fungi; Ascomycota; Sordariomycetes; Glomerellales; Glomerellaceae
Product: nucleoside-diphosphate-sugar epimerase
Exons: 2
Coding region: 1-768 (255 amino acids)
Source: RefSeq, a predicted model, not a curated record
AUGCAUCUCAUCCUCACCGGCGCCACUGGCCUGGUCGGCUCAGGCGCCCUCGACGCCAUGAUCAAGAUGAAGGACAUAACGAAAAUCUCCGUCCUCAGCAGGAGGCCAGUUCCCAUGGCCGAGGACGCCAAGGACCCCCGCGUCAACGUCAUCAUCCACAAGGAUUUUGAACAGUACGACGCGGAACUGCUGGACAAGCUCAAGGGCGCAAACGGUGCCGUGUGGGCCCUGGGCAUCAGCCAGAACCAGGUCAGCAAAGAGGCCUACGUCAAAAUCACCAAAGACUACGCCCUCGCGGCGGCAAAGGCCUUCGCCGACCUCGCGCCGGCGGACGAGCCCUUCCGCUUCGUCUACGUCUCGGGAGAGGGCGCGACCCAGACGCCGGGCCGCUUCAGCGCCAUCUUCGCCCGCGUCAAGGGCGAGACCGAGACGGCCCUGUCCGAGAUGCGCGCCGAGCACCCGCGCCUGCGGACCGAGUCCAUCCGCCCGUGCUAUGUCGACAACGCGGACCACGACGCCACCAAGCCCUAUGUGCCGACCCCGAAUCUCACGUACAAAGUACUGGCCACUGUGCUGGGCACUCCGAUACGGGCGUUUGCUCCGUCGUAUCACAGCCCGACCGAGGCGCUGGGGAAAUUCAUGGCGGAGAUGGCCAUGGGAAAGGUUGACUCUGGGCUGGCUGCUGGCGGCAAGGACAUUGUCACGCUGAAUGGCGGGCUGAGGAUCGUGACCAAUGGUGCGUUUCGGAGGUUGGCCGGUUUGGCCUGA